AACGCAGCAGUGUGUGCGUGUGUGUGUGUGUGUGUGUGUGUGUGUGUGUGUGUGUGUGUGUGUGUGUGUGUGUGUGUGUGUGGGCCGUGUGCAGACCGCGUGUGGCGCAGAGGAGGAUAGAAAACAAACAUCCACAGUUUCGGGGUCUGAGCCAUCGUCGUGGUGAUGAGCAGUAAUGAGUGUUUCGGUUGUGGCCGUAGCGGCCACUGGGUGAAGAACUGUCCGAGCGCCGGCCGAGGACGAGGGAAAGGUCGUGGCAGAGGCAAAGAUCUGUUCUGUUAUCGGUGCGGGGAGUUCGGACACGUCGCCAGAGACUGUGAGAGGACAGAGGAUGCCUGUUAUAACUGUGGCAGAGGAGGUCACAUCUCCAGAGACUGCAAGGAGCCGAAGAAGGAGCGAGAACAGCUGUGCUACAACUGUGGGAAGGCUGGACACAUGGCACGGGACUGCAACCACGCCCACGAGCAGAAGUGCUACUCCUGUGGUGGCUUUGGACACAUCCAGAAGUGCUGUGAGAAGGUCAAAUGCUACAGGUGCGGGGAGAUCGGCCAUGUUGCAGUGCACUGCAGUAAGGCGUCGGAGUUGAACUGCUAUAACUGCGGGAAGUCGGGUCACCUGGCCAAGGAGUGCACCAUUGAAGCCACUGCCUAGCUGCCGCAUCACCCCACCUCGCCCUCUUUCAUCUCUUCUUUAUUUCUCUUUAUUCAUUCCCUCUGACCCUCCUCUUCUCAUUGGUCCAGAGGCCUGUCAGCCAGCCUCACAGCAGCCAGUCAGAGCGGGCGGAGGGAGGAGGAGGGGCAAACACUAAAAAAACAAACAUUUCUUUUGCAUUUCUAAAAGAACAAACAGAAUCUGUGUUUUUAGUUCGGUAGCAGUGUCAUGACGUUCAAAGCUUUGUUUAAGAAUACUUUCUGCCCAGCCAAUUGGCUGAGAGAGUACAACGAUUUAAAAAAACAAGUUAAGCCCCUCCCCUCAGUCCUAAAGUGGGCGGGACUAUAACGGAGGGAAAAAUAAGCGACGGAAGUUUUUAUCUUCCAACAUUAACUUUAUUUUCUAUUUUCUGGACAAAGCCGAGUUUGUCUGAAAGAAACGUGAUUGGUUCCACCUCCAGCAAACAGCCAAUCACCUCACAGGAUGAACAAGCCAAUCAGAGCAGACCACAGCAGACGACAACAGGAACAUUAAUUAUUCAUGUUUUAUAAGUGCGUUAUGUUGCUGUUUGGACCGGAGGGAGCGACGCACCGACAGAGACAAAAACUAAUAAUAACAAUAAGAAAACACAUUUUAAAAAAACAACAACAAUUUUCAGUUUGGGGAGAGGUGAAUGUUUUCACAAAAAAAUCCAAAUGUUAUUUUUGUACAAUAUAUCACUUAGAGCUACUGUAAAAAUGUCAUUUGGUUGUACUGCAGACUGUAAGUUUAACCUGACAAUAAAAACAUGGAGGAGGAGGAAGAGGACGGAGCUGAGA
This is a messenger RNA of Lates calcarifer (barramundi perch), 1469 nucleotides long. It is a transcript of the gene cnbpb, whose product is annotated as CCHC-type zinc finger, nucleic acid binding protein b. The record is from RefSeq and is a predicted model, not a curated record. Gene Ontology annotation, cellular component: cytoplasm. Lineage: Eukaryota; Metazoa; Chordata; Actinopteri; Centropomidae. Gene Ontology annotation, biological process: positive regulation of cytoplasmic translation. Gene Ontology annotation, molecular function: single-stranded RNA binding; translation regulator activity; zinc ion binding.